GCUUGCACAUCGGAUACGGAUUUAGUUCGUAUGGCGCUGUGCCACAGACCACACGUAGCUUGAGAAGCGCUCGCCGCCACGAUACGUCACCAUUUCCGGUGGGCACCCGCGUGCCAGGAUGAGCAAAAAAACGCACGAAUCUCGCUGCGUUUGAGUCGCACGCAGGAAGUAAAGAUAUUAUACAGUGGUAGUGUGCCCGGAGCUCUGUUUUUUGUGUGUUUUCUAGCAUUGUAACAACGUUUUGAAUGGUAAUGGGAAGUGCGUUUGGGACUCGUGGUCAGUUGUCAGCAACAGUGGAGCAAAAUGUGCCGAAUUGUCCAAGAACAGCUAAGGUGAAAGUGUAUUUAGUAUAUCCAGCAUAAAACGACACACAAGAAAAAAACGAUACCAUGUGCUACGAUAAAUUGCUGGACAAGUGUUGAGCCCGAGUGUGGUACCCGUUCCCCCCCCCCCCCCCCGCCCCCCCCGAGCCGCGGUGUGGUUAGAAUCAAGCCGUGAUUAUAAACAUGUAACAACCUUCCCGUGUGUGUCUGUGUGUGUUGUCUCCCGUCUGAGCUAAAAGACAACCGAAACCGAGCAGCACAGGCCACGCACACCCGAUUCAUGCUUCCCGGAUGCGCCGCCAAGGCGCCACCACACCCUUCGCACACCGCACACGCACGCAAAGCCGCCAAACCCUCGCUCCCCUUUCCCGCUCCUCAUGAGCGGCCGAUGCAAGGAAAAGCUCCCGAACCCUGGUUCACGCGGUGGUUAGCAAGCGCCACCGUUUGCCUAUAAAUAGUGGCAUAAUUGGUUUAGUGUGUGGGUGUGUAUGGGGAAGCGAUUGGGCUCAAAAUAGGCCCCAGGAGUCGCGGGUCGCGCCAGCAGGGAAAGGAAGAAAAGGGAAGAAAAACAAAAAAGAAAACAACAUUCCCGCUCACUCCCGGAGGAGCGGGAUGGAUUGUUGCAGCAGCACUACUACUGCCAGCUACGCAGACUACAGGCAGCACGCGAUGAACGGCAACUUCUGCUACCCGUACGCGCCCAGCAUGCUGCGCAGUGCGUCACCGUACCCGUUGGCCGGCGGCGGCGGCGGCGGCGGUGGUGGAGGCGCCCGGUACGGCACUAGCUAUCGAUCUUCCCCGCUGCCGGGCGGCGGCUACCAUGGGGCCGCCUCGCCGCACGCCCCGUACGAUGGGUACGAUAAGUACUACGGCGGCGGCUACGGGCAUCACGGACCGUCGGGCUACGGCAGCGGUUACUAUGGCAACUACCACCCGUCGGCCUACCGGGACUAUGGUCCGGGGCACUACAACGGCCACUACUACCACCAAUCACAGUCACCGUACGCUCGGGCAGGUGGUGGUGCGGCCUCGCCCAUGUACGGUGGCUACCUGUACCCAUCGGCGGCGGCGGCGGCGGGCCGCCAUUAUGGGGCCACUUCCAGCCUCCAGCAGCAGCAUCAUCCGUUCGGUGGUUCCCGCGACCCGUACCCCUAUCACGGGCAGCGGGAACAACAACACCAGCAACAGUAUUCGAGCUUCGCCAACUACACUCACCUGCCACCGUACCGGAACGGCGCGCAUCCUGAUCAUCCUGCUGGGGGGAAAUCACACCAUCAGCACCCACAGCAGCAGCAGCAACAGCAGUUUCCAGCGCACCAAAGCUUCCCAGGAAGUCACAACGAACGGGGGAUGACGACGGGUGGUGGAGGAGGCGGCAGCAGCAGCAGCAGUAACAGCCACACCAGCAACGGCGGCAGCAGUAUGGUCGGUGAUGGUCCACCGUCGAACACCACCACCAAUACUGCUUCGUCCGGGUAUGGGUCACCGGGCACCGAUUACACGCUGCCCGGUUCCUCCUACAGCUCGGGGGAUAGUCCACCCCACCAGCAUCCACCAGCGGGCGGGGACGAGCGGGAGUCGAGCGGCGGUGCUACCUCCCGCACACCCACCGCAACACCCACACCAGCAGCGGCACUCGCUCUCGGUGCAGCAACAGCAGCAGCAGCAGCAGCAGCCGAGUUCCCGCUCAGCACAAAGGACACCCGUAUGCGAAAGCCCAAGGAGCGCAAGCUGCAGCGUGCCGCCAAUGGAAACGGCGGUGGAGCUGGUGGUGACAGUGGCCAUGGCAGCCGGUCCGGCAGCCCAUCGGCAACCGUGAACGGGUUAAGCAGCGGGAGCAACGGUGCGACAAGGAUGAAAUCGCUGGAUGCACUUACAAAUUUGUGCUGGCCCGAAGAGGAUCAAUUUCCUGGACGAAUGCGAAAAUACUCAACCGCCAAUGGAUUGAAAGGCAGAGAUGGAAACAACAGUAGAAAGGAAACCAACGAAUUGGAAGGUGGCACCGCGGCGUCCCCCAGCCGAACUGCCGGCCCAACGAGACGCACGAAAAAGCAGACCAGCAAGCAGUCGAAGGAAACGAAAUCAACGUCCGCCGAAAGUAGGGAAAAGCAAACGAACAACAGUGCCACCACGGUGACGCCACCGGUAGAAAUCAAGCACGUAACUCCGCUGCCGGGCUUCCAGCAAGCGUUCGGUUCCACCGAGAUCGGUAAGUUCUCGGAGGUGUUCUUCAACAGCAGUCCAACGUCAGCGAACCACAGUCCACCGACGCCACCGGCUCAUCACCAUCCGCUCCAGCUGCAACAAGAACAACAUCACCAGUCCGGCCAACAUCAGCAGCAGCAGCAACAGCAGGGGCACCAGCAGUCGGGUGUGGCUCAUCAAUCACAGCACGGCACAACCACCAUGCAGCAACUCGUCAUGGAAUCGCUCAAUGCGUACGAAUCCGACGUGGAUACGCUAAGCCCACAGCCCUGGGAGGCGCACGGAGCGGCUCCACCGGUGGACGCGUACGACAGCACACCGGGCACCACCGGGUACGGUCUGCCGAUCAGUGCCAGCCACUUUCAUCCGUCGUACUACGAAUCGUCAUCCUACUCCGACCAUGCCGUCGACUCGCCGCUGGGAAACUAUUUCAGCGAAAUGACAUGCAACGAGUUUGUGAACUAAACUCUAGUUGGCGAAGCUAGAUGAUUGGGACCUCGAGCUCAGCAUAACGGAACGUCCAACGGAACUAUUUGAGGAAAGCUGGAAAUACUCCCACAAACCUUGUAGCUGUAAUCCAAACAGUUGUUUUAAUGCCAAAGGCAAAACGAAGCUCGCCAAGAGGCGAAAAUGCAAAACAAAAUGAUAUUCUGCAACGGUAGCAAUGGAGCCGCGGGCAGAGCAGAAGUGUCAUGUAAAAUAGAUCUCAAAUUGAUUCAUGUUGGAGGCGCUAGGGUAAACGUGUCAAUAGUGGUUGUGGUGAACCCAGUAUGCAGUGUUCUCUGACCUUCCUUAAGGUGUCGAUUACAUCAAUUUACGGUCAAAAGUAUCCAAAAAAGGCUGAAAAGAUUACUUAUUUACAAAAAUGUAACACUAUCAUUCCAGCUUGCUUUUCGUUUCAUGUAAGCAAAGUCUUAUUUUUGACACUACUUCUUCAAUUUUAUUGAAAAAGAAAACGAGAACAUGUCCAUAUUGGUUGGUUUCUUACUGUAUCAGUAUAUGUCGGUGCAAUAGUAUUGAUUGUUAGCAGAAAAAAGGCACCUAAAUUGAUUUCUUGUUACUGAAUCAGAAAAAGUUCGAUUUUAAUCACUUGAUCCAAUUUUUCUCAUCGAUAGUGGAUAAUUGAACCGUGUUUUGCAUUUCAUGGUUUGACUAUCAUAUGUGAAGGAGAAUAAUUCAAACCUACAAGAAACUGGUGUAAGAUAGGUAGCGACCUCUGCAACUCUUACAAUUAGAUCAGCAAAAAAUGAAGCUAAACAUUUAUCAACAAUACUACGACAACUUUAAUGUACUCAGCGUAAACAGAAGCACAUGUUUGGCAUUAUAGCUCGAAAAUAAUACUUUUUUCUUCUACUUGGUGUUACGUUCUACGCAAACAUGGCGGCCAGGUUUUAGAGAAUAAUACACAUUGCAUACUUACAUUUGAGCUAACUUAUCGAAAAGCACCUCUAUUUGUAUCCUAUCCAACUAUUUCUUACGUAUGCAAUAUGGUGUCAAGUCUAUUUAGAAUGUAUCUCCAAGGGACAUACAGUUUAGAAAGACAUUGUAUAAGUUCUUUUUUUUUUAAAGCGUCUUUACUUCUUGUCGUACUUAUAUUUAGACAAAUAUAUAUGGAAAACGACGAAAAUGUUCAACAAUCCAUCGCGUUGAAGCUGUAUUGGAGAUCAACUUCACUUUAUUCGACAAUUGGUAGAAAGUCUUGACACCAUUCUGGCUGAUGAUUUAUUGAGGAUAAUUUAAAAAUGAAACUUUAACACAAAACAGUACUGUAAUUGAUGCUCUAAAAGCAUGAUGAACUAUGCGAAAAAACGAUGCUUCACUGAAAAAAUCGCACACGAAUUGGAUAUGAUGUAAACAGUGACGCUUUGUGAAUAGUUAGCUCAAAUAGUAAGUAUGCAAUUACCUAUGAAGUAUUGCUUAUUAUACUCGAACUACGAUGCCCAGUAAAAGUCUGCGAUAGCGCUGAGUACGUUAAGCUUUCCGUAGCUAUCUUUAAAAAUGUUAAAUCUUUUAUUUUUUCUACUAAAGUAGCAAACGUUCUAUUGCUAGUUCCAUUUUCCUGAUAAUUUGUACAACGUUUCCCAAAUCCUUCCUUUCGUGAAGCAAACUUUCAUGGUGCAAUUUUGCACUAACGAUUAGAAAAGUGUCAUCAUGUGGUUCUUCUAAAACUCAUCUAAAACAUGUUUUAGAUAUAUGCUACUCUAUGUAUAUAGUUUUAUUACUCUUUUUAAAAUAAUUAUAUACUUGUUUAAACAACGAUAAACUACACCACCGUUGGCAUAUUUACCCCGUUAGCCUAGAUCGAUUUAAAACAAGAUGGAAAAAGGAAACUGCAGAGUGAAAUGAUGCAAAGCCAAAGUUAGUUAAAGUUCAUGCAUUAGACAUAUUACCUAUAUACCUAUGUAAGAGCGAUGUUCAACCUACUAGCAUCAACAUCGUUACGUGUUUUGUACAUAACAUGCGUUAGAGCACAUCCGUCACAAACCCGACACAUUCCAACGCGCGCUAUGCUUAGCCAACUUCACCGUGCAAGUGUGGUCCGUAAGCAACAGGUGCAUGUAGCGCAUACGGUGCCAUUAAACCGCUCCCACUUUUUUCUGACUAGCCAAUUCGGAUCAGGUGUUCCAGUCAGGAGUAAAGCGUGCACAUUUCUCUCUCUCUCUCUCUCUCUCUCUCUCUCUCCCUAUCUCUUGUUUGUGCGAUAACGAGGCUCCGAUUGCACAACAAUUAUAAUCAACCAACCAAUCCGUGUAGUAAAGGCGAAACAAAAAUGGAGAAGCUCCAAAGCUGCAUUGAAAACUAGACAUCCACAACAUUCCAUUUAGCGGUCCCAAAGAAAGGGCUUAACUCGAGAACGUCCGGAAAAACGAUAGCAUUUUAACACAAAUGAAAAACAUACACAUACACACCCAACACCAUGCUUCGUUACGUGGAGUUUACAGAAACUUAAACUGUUUUAGAGAUUUCUUCCACCGGUCUACAUCUACUUCCCUACGGUUGGCUUCCCUUGCCACAUUCAGAUUGAAGUAGAAUAUCAGUGAGGCUCGCGUAUCAUUUCCUUUAGAGCCGCGGGAACCGUUUUGCAGAACCCUGUGUGUGCUCUGAACAUACACACACAUACACACAUACUCAAAAAUAUCCCAAAAUUAAAGACAAACAAAGAAUCUAACGGUGCCUUACUGAAAAGUCAACUUACGUCUUUAUACAAAAGCAGCAUGUAGUGCGCGCAAAUGCGGCCUCUAGUUUUGGGUUUAGGGUUUUCGAUAUUUUUACGUUUACUUUUAUGGUUUGUUACAUUCCCUUACCACCUUAUCUCCCACCCAACGAAAGCAAAGGAAAGCUUGCAACACAAAAAAGCAAAAACAAAAAAACAAAGCCCUCCGGUUUCGGGUUCUUGGAACUUCGUGAAUUUUCCACUCCAUUUUAUUUAGAAAAGCGACACAUACACAUGAUACCAAAGGCAAAUUUGUAUACAUUAGAAGAUUUUUUGAAUGUUUUUAAACAGAAGCGCGAUAGUUUGGUGGAGUUUGGUAACCACACCCACACACACUCUACACACAGGGGAAGAUAAUCAGCACGAACGAAUCUGGUAAAAGCUAAAAACAAAACCAAAUCUCAUAUGUCUAAGAAGGUUAUAGAUUUAAUUGCAACGUUACGUCUGACGUGGUUUGGGUACGAUUUACCUUAGGGCAGUGAAUUUCAUAAAAUCUAACAAAAAAAACCAGAAACGUUCAAUAAAAAGAGCUUUUUGUAUUGUGUUGUUUUUUAUUUCAUUUUUUUUUAAAGAGCUCCCUAAACUAUGGGUCGUGAGGGAGGUUAAAUCAAAAACUGAAUGUUCUCGAAAUGUGUGUGCAUUUGUAAGUAAAGAAAACAAAACAAACAGGUAUAAAAUAUUAAUACAGUUUUUGAACAUUAACAUAUAAAAUUAUGCGUGUGAAAGGAACAUAAGGCCAAGAAGAAUUUACUCACGACAAUGGUAACACAAAUUAAAACGUAAUUGCGGAUGUGCGCCAAACACUAACACAACAACAACAAAAUUAAAGUUCUUAUACCAAGCUGCUCCCAUGCCCGUUCCCUUGAUGGAACACCUCCUUAACUAACUCCUCUUAAAGAGUAGGAUAAAUAUAUUAGUAAAAAGGAUGAUCGCGAGAAAGAUGCCAAAACUGGGAGGGGGAAAAGCUGGCAGCAUUGAAAAAGCACACAUAAUCCCCGGGGGGAGAAAGCAUUUAUUAUGUUGUGUUUUAAUGAAGAAGAACAAAAAUCGAGCCGCACCGUAACGCUCGAGGGGGCGGGUGGUUUUUAAAAUUAAACUUUAAGUGGGUAGGUAGGUACUGUUUCCCGCCUUCCCGGAUCUGCGGGCCGGUUAGCGAAGGGGGACACACACGCGCAACCAUAAUUAUUAUUAUUGAUGUGAAAGCGCGCAAGGGUGCGCCUGGUGUUAGACAAACAAACAAGUUCAAAGCUAACCAAUUUCAUGAAAAGCAGCGUAGGUAUGGCACCAUGAAACAGGGGUAAAAAAAGAGAGAGAGAGGGAGACAGAGAGAGAGAGAGAGAGAGAGAGAGAGAGAGAGAG
Molecule: messenger RNA, 7101 nt
Organism: Anopheles merus
Lineage: Eukaryota; Metazoa; Arthropoda; Insecta; Diptera; Culicidae
Product: hornerin-like
Exons: 6
Coding region: 936-2993 (685 amino acids)
Source: RefSeq, a predicted model, not a curated record